Molecule: messenger RNA, 3249 nt
Organism: Melopsittacus undulatus (budgerigar)
Lineage: Eukaryota; Metazoa; Chordata; Aves; Psittaciformes; Psittaculidae
Gene: CASC3
Product: CASC3 exon junction complex subunit
Exons: 13
Coding region: 1-2163 (720 amino acids)
Biological process (GO): mRNA processing
Cellular component (GO): exon-exon junction complex
Molecular function (GO): mRNA binding
Source: RefSeq, a predicted model, not a curated record
AUGGCGGACCGGCGGCGGCAGCGGGCCUCGCAGGACAGCGAGGACUCGGACUCGGACUCGGCCGCCUCGGCCGCCAGCGCCGCCCGCUCCGGUUCCGGCUCCGGUUCCGGGUCACGGUCCCGCUCCGGGUCCCGCUCCGGGUCCCCGCGGCCGCAGCACCGCCCGCCGCGGGGCGCAGCCGGAGCCCUGAGCGCUGGGCCGCGGGGCCGCGGCGGAGCCGACAGCGCUGCGGGGGGAGCGGCCAAGAGCGCGCCCGAGUCCGAGUGUGAAAGCGAGGAUGGCAUCGAGGGAGAUGCUGUGCUCUCGGAUUAUGAAAGCGCAGAAGACUCAGAGGCAGAGGAAGAGGAUUACAGCGAGGAGGAAAGUGCCAAAGUGGAACUGAAGCAGGAUAGUAACGAUUCCUCUGGAUCAGCGGCAAAAGCGGAGAAAGGGGAUGAGAAACCAGAGUCUAAGGGUGCUGUGACUGGGGAGAGGCAAAGCGGGGACGGGCAGGAGAGCACUGAACCCGUGGAGAAUAAAGUUGGGAAAAAGGUUCCCAAGCACCUGGAUGAUGAUGAGGAUCGCAAGAACCCAGCUUACAUCCCACGGAAAGGGCUGUUCUUUGAGCAUGACCUCCGAGGGCAGACACAGGAGGAGGAGGUCAGGCCCAAGGGUCGUCAACGGAAGCUGUGGAAGGACGAGGGCCGCUGGGAGCACGACAAGUUCCGGGAGGACGAGCAGGCCCCCAAGACCAGGCAGGAGCUGAUCGCGCUCUAUGGCUACGACAUCCGAUCAGCUCACAACCCUGAUGACAUCAAGCCAAGGAGGAUGCGCAAACCGAGGUUUGGGAGUCCACCUCAGCGAGAUCCAAACUGGUCCAACGAGAGGCCCAGUAAGCCCCCAAGGCACCAAGGUGCAGACAGCACUUCAGCUCCCCCCCGAACCUUCACCAACAGGAGCUCUGCAGGGACGGGGAGGAUGCCCCCAGCCAGGAACUACCCAAGGCUGGGGGGCUACAAAGAGACCCGUCCAGGCUACCGAGCUUCAGAAGCCAGUAUCCAGCACCUGUCUCGGAACGGUGAGCAAGUGAAACAGGAGAGCAGCUACCGAGGGAAGCGCGCAGAGCAGUCCCCACCGAGGGACAAUUCACCCGAGGUGGAAGCAACACACGUCCACAGCAGCCCUGUAAGGGAGGAGGUUGCUUUGGAAAACCAAGCCACAGCUGCAGACGCUGCCCAGCCACCACCAGACAGACCAGUUGAAAAGAAGUCUUAUUCCCGGGCAAGAAGGACCAGAAUCAAAGCUGGGGAUGCAGGGAAGCUGGCGGAUGAAGUGCCCGCUUCAGAAGGGCUGGCUCCUGUGCCUCCAAAACCCGUGCAAGCUGAGACAUCCCUCCCACCAGCCAAGAGCAGCAACUGGGAGUCACCGGUAGAAUCCAGCUUGGAUGGACUCGAGCAAGAAAUGACCCAAAUGAAUCUCGCUGAGCAGAACUGGGCUCCAGGGCAGUCCCAGUUCAUGCAGCCCCGGGAGCUGAGGGGUAUUCCUAACCACCACAUGCACGUGGGAACUGGGCCACCGCCUCAGUUUAACAGGAUGGAGGAAAUGGCCGUGCAGGGAGGCCGUGUCAAACGCUACUCGUCACAGCGGCAGAGACCACCGGUGCCAGAGCCUGCCCCCCCCAUGCACAUCAGCAUCAUGGAAGGGCACUACUAUGACCCAUUACAAUUCCAGGGACCAAUCUACACCCACAGUGAGAGCCCAGCCCCACUGCCGCCCCAGGGGAUGAUCGUACAGCCAGAAAUGCACCUCCCUCAUCCAGGUUUACAUCCCCACCAGACGCCAGCCCCCAUGGCAAACCCUGGCCUGUACCCUCCGCCCGUCUCCAUGCCCCCGGGGCAGCCCCCCCCACAGCAGCUGCUGGCACCAACUUACUUCUCCCCUCCUGGAGUCAUGAAUUUCGGGAAUCCCGGCUAUCCCUACCCGCCGGGAGCGCUGCCCCCUCCGCCCCCUCCACAUCUCUAUUCCAACACGCAGGCCCAGUCCCAGGUGUAUGGAGGGGUCACCUACUACAACACUGUCCAGCAGCAAGUGCAGCCCAAGCCUUCUCCUCCUCGAAGGACAUCCCAGCCCGUGACUAUCAAGCCACCACCUCCUGAGGGAAGUCUUAACCUGUCUGAUCUUUGACAUGUCCCAUACUUCAGCUUCUCGUUGCAGGUGGUAAGCAAGGUUCCAGUUAAGUUGAGUUUCUAAAUACUUUAAAACUAAACCCGCAUCAAAAGUAAGUCCAAAGUUGACUCUUGCUUGUUUUGUUUUGUUUUAUUUGCUCAGGGUAGAGAGCAGAGCACUUUAGAGAGAGACAAAUCCAGUCCUAAGCUAGAAGGCAGUGACUUCUCUGCGAGAAUAAGAGUCAAGACCUUAGUAGAUAGCUCAGGCAGCAGACUUAAAGGCUUUCCAGAGGCAAGAGCUGUUUCUCUGCGCUGUGAAUGGCUUCCUCGCUCCGGUCCUGUGAGCUGUGUGUGUGCCAGGGUGCCACGUGUGUGUUUGCUUCCCUUUCUCCAUGCCUUGCUCAGCACAGAGGCAGCCGGAGUCACCCAACCAGCCCCAGCAGACCUGGCCAGGCUUGUGCCGGUGCUGAAGGGCUGGGGACACACAGAGUGUGUCCAUGCGCUGUGAGAUGCUCUCAUCACCUUGAUCAGAGCAUUUGAAAGGCCUCACGAUGGGAAGCUGUUUAACCCUGAGGAGAGCAGGGCUGGGGGGUGCUGGUUGUGCCCACACUGGGCAUGGGGGAAGCCAGAGGCCUGGGCGGGCGGUGGUUGUGGUUUGGCACCCGGGGAAGGAGGGUGUUCACUUGCAGCCCCCGCGCUGGUGUUGGUGCAGCCUAAAACCUCCACUUCUCCUUCCUCUUCCCCUCCAGGACAGCAAAGGUGAAAACCCCAAGGAGAGGAGCACCACGUAGAGGUGCAGCCAUGGGAACCCCGACCCCAGCCCCGGCAAGGAGGAAGCUCCUGGGGAAAGGCUUCUUCCCUGUGUAGGUGAGGCAGCAGGAGGACAUGGGCUGCACCGUCGUGCUCAGGGCCAGGCACCUUCCCCCUCUGGUUUUACCGGUGCCCUCCCAAGACUCAUCUCGCUGCUGCUGCUCUGCCCUCCUUCCCCUCCCUCCCUGCGGAUUCAAGCCCCAGGGCCUUGGCCACGAGUUCUCUCAGCUUCUCUCUCCCGUACUAAAUGUCUGCCCUUUCCCCUCCCUGUGAUGUUAAACUCCAUUGGCUUGAC